Messenger RNA from Hipposideros armiger (great roundleaf bat), 1315 nucleotides. It is a transcript of the gene EPCAM, whose product is annotated as epithelial cell adhesion molecule. The record is from RefSeq and is a predicted model, not a curated record. Bases 141 to 881 code for a protein of 246 amino acids. Gene Ontology annotation, cellular component: membrane; bicellular tight junction. The transcript has 8 exons. Lineage: Eukaryota; Metazoa; Chordata; Mammalia; Chiroptera; Hipposideridae. Gene Ontology annotation, molecular function: cadherin binding involved in cell-cell adhesion.
UUUUCUUUCUAGAAUGUAUCUGUGAAAAUUACAAACUGACCACAAACUGCUCUGAGAACACGUUAGGUCAAUGCCAGUGUACUGCAAUUGGUACACAACAUACCGUCAUUUGCUCAAAACUGGCUAGCAAAUGUUUGGUGAUGAAGGCAGAAAUGAGCCAUUCAAAGUCGGGGAGAAGACCGAAGCCUGAAGAUGCUAUCCAGAAUAACGAUGGGCUCUAUGAUCCUGAGUGUGAUGAGAACGGGCUCUUUAAAGCCAAGCAGUGCAAUGGCACCACCACGUGCUGGUGUGUGAACACUGCUGGUGUCAGAAGAACGGAUAAGGACACUGAAAAAUCUUGCUCCGAACGAGUGAGGACCUACUGGAUCAUCAUUGAACUAAAACACAAAACAAGAGAAAAACCUUAUGAUGUUAAAAGUUUGCAGACUGCAUUCAAGGAGGUAAUCACAACUCGUUAUCAACUGGAUCCAAAAUAUAUCAAAGAUAUUCUGUAUGAGAAGGAUGUUAUCACUAUUGACUUGGUACAAAAUGCAUCUCAGAAAACUCAGAAUGAUGUGGAUAUAGCUGAUGUGGCUUAUUAUUUUGAAAAAGAUGUUAAAGAUGAAUCCUUGUUCCAUUCCAAGAGAAUGGACUUGACAGUAGAUGGGGAACUACUGGAUCUGGAUCCUGGUCGAACUGCAAUUUACUAUGUUGAUGAAAAACCACCUGAAUUUUCAAUGCAAGGUCUAAAAGCUGGUAUUAUUGCUGUCAUUGUGGUUGUGACAAUAGCAAUUAUUGCUGGAAUUGUUGUGCUGAUUAUUUCCAGAAAGAAGAGAACGACAAAGUAUGAGAAGGCUGAGAUAAAGGAGAUGGGUGAGAUGCGUAGGGAACUCCAUGGAUAACUACUGUAAUUUGAAUAGCAACUACAAGGAGGGAAAUUAACAAACGGACUCAGAUUACAAAUAUAUGAGCAUGGGACAAAGAAAUCUUUGAGGACUACUAUUUUGUUAGUUAACAUAUAUUUGUAAUAGUGAAACCUGCACUCAAAAUAUAAGCAGCUUGAAAUUGACUUUACCAAUCUUAAAAUUUGAUCACAAGUGUAAUAUUUAUAUAGAUCUGAUAUCCCAGAAUCUGAUUGUCCUAGAACUUAGACUGAAUAGUUAAAAUUAUUUGUACAUAACAUUGAAGAGUGUGCAUUAAAUAUGCUUCCACAGUAGAGUUUGAGUGACUGUUGUCUCAUCCAUUUGUGAUUGGAAGCUGCCUUCCUGUUUACUUUGAGUCUUGUACAUAUGUACCUUUUAUAUGAACUACGAAAUAAAAACAUUUUAAAACUGAA